Molecule: messenger RNA, 1077 nt
Organism: Peronospora belbahrii
Lineage: Eukaryota; Oomycota; Peronosporomycetes; Peronosporales; Peronosporaceae
Source: the annotation of a GenBank genome assembly
AUGGGUCUCCUUGAUAUUGUACAACCCGGCGUUCUCAAUGGCGAGGACGUCAUGAAGGUGUACAAAUACGCUCAAGAACAUAAGUUUGCCAUCCCAGCUGUGAACGUGACGUCGUCGUCGACGGCGAACGCUGCUCUUGAGGCCGCCCGCAACAUUAAGUCGCCCAUUAUUAUCCAGACGUCAAACGGCGGUGCCGCUUUCUACGCUGGUAAAGGUAUCGACAAUAAAAACCAGAAUGCGUCGGUGCUAGGCGCCAUUGCUGCUGCAUAUCACGUGCGUGCCAUGGCCAAACAUUACGGUAUCCCCGUGAUCCUGCACUCAGACUACUGCGCCAAGAAACUCCUGCCGUGGUUUGACGGCAUGCUGGAAGCUGAUGAAAAGUAUUUUGCAGAGCACGGUGUGCCAUUGUGGAGCUCACACAUGUUGGACUUGUCGGAAGAGCCAAUGGAGGAAAAUGUGGCUAUCAGCAAGAAGUACUUUGAACGCAUGGCUAAGAUGGGUCUGAUCCUUGAGGUUGAGCUGGGUCUGGCCGGCGGUGAGGAGGACGGUGUGGACAACAGCGAGGUGGACAACGCGUCACUGUACUCACAGCCAGAGGACAUUCUACUGGCAUACAAUGAGCUGGGGUCCGUGUCGCCAUACUUCACGAUUGCUGCAGCGUUUGGCAACGUACACGGCGUGUACAAACCGGGCAAUGUGAAGCUUCACCCCGAGAUCCUGGGUGAUUUCCAAAAGCAUGUCGCCAAGGAAAAGUCGCUUGCGACAGACAAGCCUGUGUUUUUUGUGUUCCACGGCGGCUCGGGUUCGUCGGCUCAGGAGAUCGAGACGGCAGUGGGCAAUGGCGUAGUGAAGAUGAACAUUGACACGGACACGCAAUGGGCGUACUGGGACGGUCUGCGCAAGUUUUACGAGGAGAAGAAGGACUAUUUGCAAGGUCAGAUCGGCAACCCGGACGGCGCAGACGUCCCAAACAAGAAGUACUACGACCCGCGUGUGUGGGUGCGCAAGUCGGAGGAGUCCAUGAUCAUUCGUCUGCAGCAGGCGUUCCGCGAUCUGAACUGCGUGAAUGUGUUGUAA